Emiliania huxleyi CCMP1516 is the source of this 240-nucleotide messenger RNA. RefSeq lists its product as hypothetical. NCBI's taxonomy places the organism in Eukaryota, Haptophyta, Isochrysidales, Noelaerhabdaceae. The annotation marks the transcript as partial. The record is from RefSeq and is a predicted model, not a curated record. Gene Ontology annotation, molecular function: ATP binding; nucleic acid binding. The transcript has a single exon.
AUGCUGGCCACGGCGACUCGCACCGCCGCCGACGUGGAGAUGCUGCGGUUUGCAGACCUCGAGAUCUCGUCGUCGCUGCGAGGCAACAUCGCGGCACUCGGCCACGAGUUCGCGACACCUGUGCAGAGCGCUUCGAUGCCGCCGCUGCUGGCUGGGGAAGAUGUUGUCGCCAAGGCCCGCACCGGGACGGGAAAGACACUUGCCUUUCUCGUCCCGACGCUCCACCGACUGAGCACGUCC